AUGCUGCAGCCAGGGGGCCGACAGCUUGGGCAACGCGAGGUUGAUGGCCGAUCCACCGUUCAUCGCACGUUCGCGCUCUUGCUCCUCCAUCUGGAGGUUGGCCUUGAGACGAAUGGCGGCAUCCUUGACAGCUUCCCUGUCAAAGUCCUGAGCGGAGACGGCAAGGAUAAUGUCUUGCAGGUCACCGUGUCUCACAGCAAGAAGCUCGCGCAACCAGGUGAUCUCGUCAUCACGCUUGGCGAUCUUCGUCGGUGCCUCAGGGUCGAGCUUAUCGACAGUGGACUCGAGCUCCUCAAUGCGUUGCUCGCGGGCCUGCAACUGCUCCUGCAGAACCAUAAUGGACUCUCGCAGGGCUUGGGGCGAGAUCUUCUCGGGGAGGUCCAUGGCCUUGGGCACGACGGCGGCGGCGACGGUGGCGACGGCCUUGGGUUGGAAGGUCGCGGCGGGCUGGGCAGGUGGCUCGACACCGGCCGACUUGGCAGCUUGGGCGGCGGCGCGAGCAGCCUCCUUGGCAAUCUCGAGCUUCUCCUCCAGGUGGGCGACACGGUCUUGCAGGUGCUCCGUCUUGGAUGUGGAGAGGCUGAGGCGCUCGAGGAGAUGCUGCUCGGUCUUUUGGCCAUCCUCGACGGCGUUGCUCAGCUGGCGCUCCCAGCGGGUCUGGAAGUCCUCGAGUUCGUUCUGGUGCUUGCGCUUCAGCUCCUCGAGAGCCUCGGUCUUGCUGCUCUGAGCCUCCUCCAUCAUCAUCUCAGACUGAGCCUUGGCAGUCUCAACAUCCAUGUUGACCUGGUCGAGCUCGGCUCUGAGCUUGGCAACCUGCUCCUCGAGCUCCUCGCGGACAACGUUGACGUGGUGGUUGGCUUGAUCAAUCUCCCGCUGCAUGGCGGCGCGUGUUCGCUGGACCUCGUUGAUGCCAGACUCUCUGGCUUCCUUAAACUCGCUCUGGUAGCGCAUGGCAGACUGGUGAAGCUUGUGGUUCUCAGUCUUCAUCUCGCCGAGCAGGCCCUCGAGACGCUUGCACUCGUUGACAGCACGCAUGCCCUGGCGCUCGCCAUUCUCCAGUCGCUCAAUCUCGGUCUCAAGACGCUCACGCGUACGCGCCUCGGCUUGGAGCUUGGCGUCCAGGACCUCUUGGCGUGCGAGCAGGGCCUGUUCGCGCUUGGUCCGGCGGGCAUUCUCUUCGGUGAUGUCGCGAGCAGCUUGAGCCAUGUCUUCCUGGAGGGAGACAAACUUUGCGCGCCAGCUUUCCCUGACGCGCUCGUUCUCCUGGAGCUGGGUUCCAAGGGUGUCAAGGAACUUCUGCAACUGCUUGUUCUCGUUGAGGGUCUCGUUCAGGUCGAUUUGCUGCCGGCGGGCGGUCUCAAUGGCGCGCUCGGCUUCGGUCCUCCAGCGGCUGGCUUCUUGGUUGGCGCCACGCAGGUCGUCAUCCAUCGCGUUGAUCUUGUUCGUGAGCUCGGUCUGGGCCUGCGCAGCGUUCGUCUGCGAGGCCUCCAUAAGGGCCAUGCGCAUGGUCUGCUUGGAAGCAGCCUGCUCAACGGCCUUGAGCUUGUGGUUGCGCUCCUCGACCUCCUCUCUGAGGCGAUUCUCCUCUUCGGUGGCAAUGCGAAGAAGUCGCUGGACCUCGGAGAGUCUAUCUUCGGCGGUACGGCGGCCAUCAAGCUCUGCCUGAGCUCUCUCCUCCUGGUGCCUGAGCUUCUCCUCGAGGUCACCGAUGCGGUUGUCGAAAAUGCUUCGCUCGGCCGCAAGAUCUUCGGCAGCACGGCGAUCGGUGACCUCCUUCUCAGUCUGGGUUCGCUCGACAUAGAGGCGUUCUUCAAGAUCGAUGACCUUGGCCUGGAGCUCACUCAGCUUGUUGUUGACGGCCUCGUCGCUGUCACGAUCAGCAGUGGCCUGUUGGGACGGAGUCGGCAUGCGCUUCUCGACAGCUUCCUCGACAAUGUUGCGCAAAUCCUCGCCGCGGAAAUCAAGACGCAUAGAAGCGCCAAACUGUUCCCUCAUCUCCUCCAAAGCCUUGAGAACAGCAGUGCUGGAGGUAUCGUCGGAGGCGGCAGGGGCGACAACCGGGGCCACGGGAGGAGUGCUGCGCUGCUGCACCGCAAAAGCGUCGAGGACGGCUGCGCGGAUCUGUUCCAUGCGUCUGUCGCGGCGCGGGCUCAACGAGCGGCGGGGCACAGGUUCUUCAUCCUCGUCGUCAGCAUCACUGUGCUGGAUGUCUGCAGAAACGCUGCGACGGACGGAAGAGGAAGCUCUCCUGGAGCCUCCUCGGAGGGAUUGCUUGAUGGAAAGAAGAGCCUUCUCCAAGGGGCCGAGGCGAGCGGAGAGCAGGUCGCUGACGGCUUCAUUGACACGGCCGUCGAAGAACUGGACGCGUUGCUCCAGCUUGGCCUGUUCCUCCUCACUGAAAGCCCCCUCCCAGUCGCUAUGCGCAACGCUCUCUUCACCGUUCAAGUGCGUGAUGGGAGCAUCGAAUGA
Molecule: messenger RNA, 2469 nt
Organism: Colletotrichum spaethianum
Lineage: Eukaryota; Fungi; Ascomycota; Sordariomycetes; Glomerellales; Glomerellaceae
Exons: 3
Coding region: 1-2469 (822 amino acids)
Source: RefSeq, a predicted model, not a curated record